Thrips palmi is the source of this 457-nucleotide messenger RNA. RefSeq names its product cuticle protein 16.5-like. NCBI's taxonomy places the organism in Eukaryota, Metazoa, Arthropoda, Insecta, Thysanoptera, Thripidae. The record is from RefSeq and is a predicted model, not a curated record. The coding region runs from base 21 to 422 and encodes 133 amino acids. The transcript is spliced from 2 exons.
GGCACUCCAGCAACACCAUCAUGAAGGUCCUGUGCGUUCUCGCCGCCGUCUUGGCCGUGGCUGCCGCCGCCCCCGCGCCCGGCCUCCUCGCCGGCGCCCCCCUGCUGCCCAAGGUGCAGUACGGCCCCAGCGAGCUGACCGUCGUCAAGCAGCCCCACGUCGUCACCGAGACCGAGCUCCAGUACCGACAGGUGCCCGUGCCCGUCAAGACCGUCGCCUACACCGCCCCCCAGGUGCACCUCGAGACCGACGUGAUCCACGCCGCCCCCGCCGUGGCCUACUCCGCCCCCGCCGUGGCCUACUCCGCCCCCGCUGUGUCCUACGCCGCCCCCAGCGCCGUGGCCUACUCCGCCCCCGCCGUGGCCUACGCCGCCCCCGGCGCCCUGGCCUACGGUGCUCCUCUGGCCCACACCAUCUACUAAUCUAAAAGGCUCAAUAAAUUAUUUUUGGAAAAACA